AGUACCCUCUCACUGAACGGCCAGUCACUCUUUUCCUUUGAACAGCAGGCAUGUCCCCUCUUGAAUGCUUCUCCCCGACCCCCGCCCCAAGCGACUGAAAAAGGAAACAUGCGCACUUCAGAGCUUGGAGCUGUCCGAGUGCUGAAAUUUAUAGGCUGGGAAACUAGAUUCCUGCCAGAUUUUGAAUCUGAACAAUAAAUAGAUACUUUGUCCUAACAUCUUUCUGGAAUCAUUUCGGGAUAUUUUCCACAAGCAACACAGAAACAGGAAUGAACCGGCAGCUAAUGAACAUUUUGACAGCCUUGUUUGCAUUUUUCUUAGCGACAAACCACUUCAGAACCAAGAUAAAUGGAACACAUAGUAAUAAUGCUAUGUAUACUGGGACAACCCACUAUGUUCCUUUCAGGUUUACACCUCCUACUAUGAGUAAGAAAAAAUAUAGGCUGGUUUUUAUUAGAAUCAUCAUCAUCAUCAUCAUCAUCAUCCUCACCACCACCACAUGAUAAUCAAAUAAUAUUUGAUUAAUCAGAUGAAUCUGCAUAUGAGAAAGGCAGCUUUCUGCAAAGACCAUGACUCCAGAUCUGGAAAACAACCUUCACAGACCCUAUCUCCUUCUGAUUUCUUGGACAAGUUAAUGGGAAGGACAUCAGGAUAUGAUGCAAGAAUCAGGCCAAAUUUUAAAGUUUUGGAUCAGUCACAGAAACCACCAUGGACUACCGAGUGAAUAUUUUUCUGAGACAACAGUGGAAUGAUUCACGGCUGGCAUACAGUGAGUACCCAGAUGAUUCCCUGGACUUGGACCCAUCUAUGCUAGACUCCAUUUGGAAACCAGAUUUGUUUUUUGCCAACGAGAAGGGGGCCAACUUCCAUGAUGUCACCACUGACAACAAAUUGCUACGGAUUUCGAAAAAUGGCAAAGUGCUUUACAGUAUCAGACUCACCUUGACCUUAUCCUGUCCCAUGGACUUGAAGAACUUUCCGAUGGAUGUUCAGACCUGUACAAUGCAGCUGGAGAGUUUUGGGUACACGAUGAAUGACCUAAUAUUUGAGUGGUUAAGCGAUGGCCCAGUGCAAGUUGCAGAAGGAUUGACCCUGCCCCAGUUUAUUUUGAAAGAAGAGAAGGAACUUGGCUACUGCACAAAGCACUACAACACCGGAAAGUUUACUUGCAUUGAGGUCAAGUUUCACCUGGAACGCCAAAUGGGAUAUUAUUUGAUCCAGAUGUACAUCCCAAGCCUGCUUAUAGUAAUUUUGUCCUGGGUUUCCUUUUGGAUAAACAUGGAUGCAGCCCCUGCCAGGGUUGCACUGGGCAUCACCACAGUCUUAACGAUGACCACCCAGAGUUCAGGCUCCAGAGCAUCUCUGCCAAAGGUCUCCUAUGUAAAGGCGAUUGACAUCUGGAUGGCGGUGUGCCUUCUGUUUGUGUUUGCUGCCUUACUGGAAUAUGCAGCAGUGAACUUUGUCUCCAGGCAACACAAGGAGUUCCUGCGUCUCCGAAGGAGACAGAAGAGGCAGAAUAAGGAAGAAGACGUUACUCGUGAAAGUCGUUUUAAUUUUAGUGGUUAUGGAAUGGGUCACUGCCUCCAAGUGAAAGAUGGAACAGCUGUCAAGGCCACACCUGCCAACCCACUCCCACAACCCCCAAAAGAUGCAGAUGCUAUCAAGAAGAAGUUUGUGGACCGCGCAAAAAGGAUUGACACAAUAUCUCGAGCUGCCUUCCCAUUGGCCUUCCUCAUUUUCAACAUCUUUUACUGGAUCACGUACAAGAUCAUUCGGCAUGAAGAUGUCCACAAGAAAUAGAUGUGCCCUACAGACCCUGGGACCUUCUUGCCUCAGUGUUGUGCUUGUAAAUACACAGUGAAAUUGUCUUUAUAUCAUCACUUUGACAGAGGAGAAGAUUGAGGGAGGGGGGAGGGAGG
Molecule: messenger RNA, 1919 nt
Organism: Saimiri boliviensis boliviensis (Bolivian squirrel monkey)
Lineage: Eukaryota; Metazoa; Chordata; Mammalia; Primates; Cebidae
Source: RefSeq, a predicted model, not a curated record